Molecule: messenger RNA, 702 nt
Organism: Pieris napi
Lineage: Eukaryota; Metazoa; Arthropoda; Insecta; Lepidoptera; Pieridae
Product: E3 ubiquitin-protein ligase PPP1R11
Exons: 4
Coding region: 121-549 (142 amino acids)
Cellular component (GO): nucleus
Molecular function (GO): protein serine/threonine phosphatase inhibitor activity; protein phosphatase 1 binding
Source: RefSeq, a predicted model, not a curated record
UGAUCUGUCAAUUGCUUAUGUCAUUUGCGACGAAUAAAAAUAAAAGAUUUUAAAUCCUAUUUUUUUAAAAAUAUGCUAAAAUAGUUUUAUCGAUAUAUAAUGUGAAUUUUUGGUUCAUUAAUGGCAGACCGUCAUCGAACUUUCGACGCAGAAGAAAUGGCAACAACAAGUACAGCGGUAACGACGGUACCCCCACAACUUCAAGAGGAGCCGGUAGAGCCUGUAGCUGUGUUAACUCUCCGACCCACAAAAAAGCAGCAACGCAAAAAAGUUGUAUGGACGGAGGACACCGUCGACAAUGAACACAUGAACAAGAAAAAGUCUAAAUGUUGUUGUAUAUAUGAAAAACCCCGUCGUUUCGGCGAGUCCGACUCGGAAGAGAGUGACGACGAAUGCGAACAUUGUUUUGGACAUGUCGAGAAGAAACGGACUAAGCACAACACACACGUACAAGAGAAAACCGAACAACCUGAACCAACCACAUCUGUGACGUUAGAACCUUCGGAGCCUGCGCCGGCGCCGCCCGAUAAGCCGCCCUCUGAUACUUAAGCACGUAAAUUAUUUAUGUCUGACUUCUAAACAUUUCAAUGUAUUUUCGUAUUGAUGACUUUUUCCAUAGAAGUCAUUUUCUUAAUACCUUCUAUUUGGCGGCUAGCGCAAUAUGAAGAUCCACGGUUUCAAAAAUGUUAAAAAGUCUCUAUA